AUGUCAUCAUCCAACACCGACACCUCGACCACCACCACGAGUGGUGACAAUACACCCUCCACUUCCACCACAACCCAGACCAACUCUUCCACCACUACAUCCUCAUCCUCAUCCUCCACGUCAACGACUUCAAAGACCACCGAUAGCUCUGGGUACUCCUACAUUGAGCGGCUCAGAAUCGAGGGACAAGCGCAGUACUGGUUGGGGCCGGAGAAGAAGAGCAGUUAG
Messenger RNA from Neurospora hispaniola, 228 nucleotides. RefSeq lists its product as uncharacterized. The record is from RefSeq and is a predicted model, not a curated record. NCBI's taxonomy places the organism in Eukaryota, Fungi, Ascomycota, Sordariomycetes, Sordariales, Sordariaceae. The transcript has a single exon. Bases 1 to 228 code for a protein of 75 amino acids.